Molecule: messenger RNA, 1175 nt
Organism: Pyrus x bretschneideri (Chinese white pear)
Lineage: Eukaryota; Viridiplantae; Streptophyta; Magnoliopsida; Rosales; Rosaceae
Exons: 3
Coding region: 316-675 (119 amino acids)
Molecular function (GO): GTP binding; GTPase activity
Source: RefSeq, a predicted model, not a curated record
UCAUUUUUGUAUGAAAUUUUAGGUCUGAAUGUUUUUUUUUAUUUUAAUUUGAUUAGUAGCUUUUGGGUUUAGUGCUAGGCUUAAUAUUCCCGUGCUUGUUUGGAUUUUGAUGAAAUUUUAGAUCUUUAGGAGAAUUGUAGGUCGGGCAAGGAUUUUUUAUGUGUUUUUUUGGUAUAUUUGGAUUUUGAUGAAAUUUCAGGUUCUUAAGAGAAAUCUCGUAACUUGAUUUAAAAUUAAAGUGGAAAGUUUGUGGCUUAAUGUUAGAUGAACUGGUAUCUGACUUAUGGAUUCUGAAUUCAGCUGAAACUUGAAAAAAUGGGGUUGUAUUUCACCAAAUUGAUCGGUUGGCUUUUUGCUAUGAAGGAAAUGCAACUUCGUAUGGUCGGUAUCGAUGCUGGAAGUAAAACUACAGUCUUGUACAAGCUCAAGUGCGAUGAGAUCACAGACCACCAUUCCAACAAUUGGAAUUUCUUCAUGGCUGUGUUGCCAAGAGAGGGCAGGAUGUAUACAUUUUCUUGGGGCAACGAUGGCAAACUCGGCCACCUAACCGAGCCAACCGAUGUUGAGCCCCAUCCUCUAUUGGGAGCACUUGAGAAUGUACCUGUGGUGAAAAUUGCAGCUGGAUACUGCUACCUUCUUGCUUUGGCUUGUCAACCAAAUGGCAUAUGGAAAUAGACAUGCAAAUGUGUUGGCACCGGAGCUACCUAGUGACAUCGUUGAAGCAAGUGAAUGAGCAGGUUGUACUGAUCGAUCCCACCAAUUCCAUAUACUGGAACGCCCACACUUCUCACUCACCGAGUCAGGGAUACUAUAUGCAUUUGGGCCCGGAGACAAAGGGCAACUAGGCAUUGAACUUGUUGCCAACCAGACCGAAAGGGGAAAACCAAACUGGUCGAUAAUGAUCUCAGAUAGAGUUCAUCAUAUCACCGGCUUUCCCGGCCACAACAUAAUAAUCUAUCAUCUAAUUUAUCAUCAUAACUCAUUGCAUAUGAUGUUUACAUUUCCAUGUCUAUUGUGUACAUAGAAACAAAGAAUUGUGAAGUGUCAAGUUUAUUAGCUUAUUAAGGGCUUAAAACAAAUUGCUAAAUGGCUGUUUAUAUCUGAAAAUUUGGCAAUUUGAUGAUACAUUUGUCGUAGUUGAUAGUUGAUGAUACAUUUGUCAAGGGUUCAUUUCA